AAGAUUGACAGAAGAAAAAAAAGUAAAACUAAUACCGAACGGCGAUGCGAUGCACCUCAAGUGUCGAGGCCUUAUUUUAAUUUAUUGAAUACCUUAACCCUAACCCUAAAAAAACAAACGAAAAAAAACAACAACAGAAAACGUUUUCCCCAGUAGCCACCGUACCUAGUACAAAGAAGUGGUUUUGUUUUUCUCUCCUGAGGUUUAAGAGACAAGCGUUCCGACAGCGAUUGAGUUGGGAUGGAGAGGGCAACGUUGAUGGAAAUCUCAGAGGACCUGUGUUCCGCUGAAGUGGCCGCCCUCUGCUUUUUGUGCCGUGAUGUUCUGAACAAGACGCAUCUCGAAGGAGUCAAAGAUGCCAAAGUUUUGUUCAACAGACUAGAAGAAAAAGAUUGCCUGAAUAUUGAAUUUAUUAAGCAGCUACUGCAGACAAUCCGACGGAUUGACCUCCUCAACUUGUUAAAGAUAAAGACACAGGAUGUGGAAGAAACUGAUGCAAAUCCUUUUGUCAAACUGUCAAAUUACAGGGUGAUGCUGUACCGUAUAUACGAUGAAACAACUGAAGAAACUGUCAAAAUGGUGAAGUUUCUUUUGCAGGACGAUAUUGGCAGGAGACAAUUGGAAGAAUGCAAUACGGUGCUGGACAUCUUUAUUGAAAUGGAAAAAGUGGGUUUAUUGUCUCAAUCCAAUCUGCACAAGCUACAUUUGAUCCUGAAGAAAGUGAACAUGCAACUGGCAUUGACUGUCCAGCAAUUUGAAAAAGCUGCAUCUGCCGAAGCAAGCAAUGCUUUCCAGAAUGGUGUGUCCCCAUCUGAGACUCAAUUCACCGGCGGCCAAUUUUCCUCAGAUAAAGACGCUAACAUCCAGCUUUUGUUGCAUUCUGAUCAGACAGAGUACUACCCAAUGGAUCACAUCCCUCAUGGUCUAUGCGUGAUUAUCAACAAUGAGGAAUUUUUGGACCUGACGAAAAGGGGUGGAAGUGACAAGGACACGGAGGCUCUUGGAUCACUGUUUGGUGAAUUUGGCUUUGUUGUGAAAGUCUUUCACAACUUGACUGCAAAAAAAAUGAAAAAUGAGCUAAGGACCAUUGCUACAAGAAAUUUUUCAAUGGAGGAUGCUCUGGUCGUGUGUGUCCUCUCCCAUGGGGAAAAUGGUUGUGUCUUUGGGAUUGACGGCGAAAAGGUUUCCCUACGAGAACUGACGAAGCACUUUACGAGUAAAUCAGCCCCAACCUUGGCAGGGAAACCCAAACUGUUCUUCAUCCAAGCGUGUCAGGGAAGUGCCUAUCAGACAGGAUCCUUGCCGUUGCCCUCAAACCCGAAUGAGGUGAAUGAUGUCAGAGAGAAUCAGGUGGAAGAGGAUGCGGGCCGCAUCGUUGAUGCGACGGUGGCCUCAGAUGCCGACUUCCUGCUGGGCAUGUCCACCGUGCAAAACUGCAAGUCAUUUCGAAAAACCACCACAGGUUCCAUCUACAUCCAGGAGCUUUGCAAGCAACUCAGACAAUCUGCUGAGAGUUGCAGUCAACGGAAGGAAGAUAUUCUCUCUGUCCUCACCCGUGUGAACCGGGAGGUCAGCAAAGGGGUUUAUCUUACCUACAAGCAAAUGCCCGAGCCCAAAUACACCCUCACUAAGACACUGAUCCUAAAGUUUGCUGGGGCCCAAGUGAAACAAUCCCAAAGUGUGCAGUAAUCCUUCGCUACUUCGCACUUCACCUAUCGCAGCCUCGCUCUAUCGCAGAUUUUUUUCUAAACAAAUAUUGUUUGUUUUAUGUCUCACUCACUCACUCACUUACUCUCUCACACGCACACACACAUUCACAUCGUCAUGUGGAGGAAUGAAGCACACAAGACAGGCAACAAGACAGGCAAGUGCACCCCUCCACCAUCAGGGACAUCGGGCGUCACUUGGAGCGUGUGGCUUUGUCUGACCAUAUGACACUAAUGGCCAAUGGGAACAUGUUGAGCUGUGUCCUUGCAGCUGAUUGGCUUAGCAGUUCUAACUACGAUUUAGCUCAGCCUACCGCACUAUCAACAUAUCAGACUUGCGCUUCAUCAUGGAAGUUUUUUUACAGUUUUUUUCCAUGUAUAAUGCGCCCCCAUCUAUAAUACGCACCCUAAAAAUGGCAUGUCGAUGCUGGAAAAAAGCCUGUACCCAUGUAUAAUACGCACCCAAAUUUUGACUCCUACUUAAGUCCGUAAACGUAAAAUUAUUUCAGAAAAAAGAUCAUCUUUGGGAACAACCGGAUGUUAUUCUGCCGGUCAGUAUCACUGCGCAUGCACUAGCAAACUCGAUAGCGAAGAAAUGUUUCGGAUUUGUGUAGGGUACAUUGUGACAGCAAACGAGCAGGUGAUCGAGCAAGCGUCUGAUACGAGAGCAUUGCGGUCGUAUGGAGCGUGUUUGAAGUGAACAGCAGAGAAGAAAGGAACAAGGCAAAGUGUUGUGAAAUAAAAUAUUACCUGUAAUAUGCAUUUAGGUAGAGAACUGAACUCUCGCUCUUUAUAUAGCUGACGUGUCUUGCGCAUCCGUUCUGCGCAUCUGUAAUGGCGGCCUCCGUAUGUUAUCAGGUUUGUGAUAGAGAUUAAAAAACAAACAAUAUUUGACAAUAACACACCAUCAAGGAUUGCACCAUCGCAUCAAACGAUGUGUCGUCAAUUAUGAAUUUUACUGACUGUGUUGGGCAGGAUGGCUGAAUGCGAUGCGCGAUUGACAACAAACAAGAAGAAAGGUGAUUUCAAGUUUUAUUUCGAGGGAGAUUUUCUUCAAAAAUUGUUCUACCAUGGUUUUCUUAAAAAAUAAUAAUAAUAAUUGUACCCAUGUAUAAUGCGCACACCAGACUUUAGGACAAUAAAUUAGUUAAAUUUUGCACAUUAUACAUGGAAAAAACGGUAAUUCGAGACUUUAGUGAAAAUGUUUACAAAAGUGUUUAAAUUGUUAGUGAGUAAAUAAGCCUGGUCAUCCUGAAAGAGGGAUCCUCCCAUCUGUGGACUCUUCUCAAGGUUUCUCAUUCAAGUAGGAGUUUUGAGUUUUCCCUUGCCCUCAGGAGAUCAGGAGAUGUUUGAGAGUAAUUUUCAAUUUUCGCACAUGUCCUGUUGUUAGUCACCUAAAUGUUGAACAGAAGCUGAGAUCUACCGGAGUCAAAUUCCUUGUUUGGCAUGCCCAAACAUGGCCAGUAAACUUCUUGAAUCUUGAAGAAUGUCUCUGAAAGUCAGCUUGUCUUUAACAUGUUCACAAAAGUGUUUACUAAAUAAUUAAUAAACAAGAAUGUUUCGUGACUUUAAAA
Messenger RNA from Syngnathus typhle (broad-nosed pipefish), 3280 nucleotides. RefSeq names its product caspase 8, apoptosis-related cysteine peptidase (gene casp8). The transcript has 12 exons. NCBI's taxonomy places the organism in Eukaryota, Metazoa, Chordata, Actinopteri, Syngnathiformes, Syngnathidae. The record is from RefSeq and is a predicted model, not a curated record. Gene Ontology annotation, biological process: negative regulation of extrinsic apoptotic signaling pathway via death domain receptors; proteolysis. Bases 241 to 1689 code for a protein of 482 amino acids. Gene Ontology annotation, molecular function: protein binding; cysteine-type endopeptidase activity.